This is a messenger RNA of Puccinia triticina, 402 nucleotides long. RefSeq lists its product as uncharacterized. The record is from RefSeq and is a predicted model, not a curated record. The coding region runs from base 1 to 402 and encodes 133 amino acids. Lineage: Eukaryota; Fungi; Basidiomycota; Pucciniomycetes; Pucciniales; Pucciniaceae. The transcript is spliced from 2 exons.
AUGCAAUUUUCAACCCGCUAUAUCUGCCUUAUUGCGGCCAUUAUGAACACUCCACUUCUUCAAGUCCUAGCACACACUUCGCAUGCUUCUGGCGCUGUCACCGGUGACGCAUCGGAUCCUAUGUCUGAAGUUUGGGAUUACGACGCGAGUAAAUCUUACGCAAAGAGGCAAAUCGGCUCGGCUCCUGGCGGCAAAGCACCGGAUACAUCUGGAUUGCAAUCAAACAUCAUUAAUGCCAUCAAUGGCUUCCUUAAUGAGCCUGUUCCGGAAAGUGCCACUGGAACCGUCUUUCAAUUGGUCGUUCAGUAUCUCGAGAAAGCUAGCCAAGGCGCCGGGGGUGGGACUGCUGGCACUGCUGCUAAAGGUAAAGUUGGUGGCAAGCCCGGGAAGCGUUCUCGUUAA